UCUUCAGUCUUCUCAAGUCUUCUCCUUCUCUCUCAUCACUCUCCAAAGCUUCAUUUCAACUCAUCAAUGGCGGAACACUAAAACCCUCCACCUUCUCUCUCACUCUCCAAGAUUCAUUUCAGUCCAUCAAUGGCGGAAAACCAAGACCCUUCUCCACCUCUCCAUCUCCUAGUAAUCCCUUUCCCAGCCCAAGGGCAUCUCCUCCCUCUCCUCCACCUCCUCCACCACCUCUCCAAUCUCCUCCCUUCUCUCUCCUUCACCAUCGUCUCCACUCCAUCCAAUCUCCAUCUCCUCCAACCCUUCCUCUCUUCCACCCCAUCCGCCACUCCUCUCCUCCUCCCUCUCUCUCUCCCCCCUUCCUUCCACCAUGUCCGCACUCUCCCCUCCCCUUCCGACGUCUCUAUCCUCAUCCACGCCCUCUCCCUCCUCUCCGACGACCUCCUCCUCUGGUCCCGCUCUCACCGCCCCACCGCCAUCAUCUCCGACUUCUUCCUCCCUUGGACUCACCAUCUCGCCACCGACAUCGCCGUUCCCAAUCUCGUCUUUUACAGCACCGGCACUCUCCUCAUCUCCAUCCUUCACCGUCUCUGGAUCGACCUCCCUCUCCCCUCCCACUCACCCAUCUCCUUCCCUUCCAUCCCUGGCUCUCCUUCCUUCCCUUUCUCUCACCUACCUUCUCUCUACCGCCGCUACCUAGCCGGCUCCGGCUCACCGGAGUGGCAAUUUGUAAAAGACGAGAUGAUCGCCGGCGAUUCCGCCUUCGCUGCCAUCAUCAACACCUUCGACGCCAUCGAUGGUGUUUAUCUAUCGCAUCUGAAGAACGAGAUGAGAUUUUCUAGGGUUUUCGCCGUCGGCCCAAUCCACCCUGGAUUCAAUCGUGCUGAUCCAAUGCCGGAGGAGUUAUCAACGUGGCUGGAUGAUUCUCCGGCGAGAUCCGUCGUCUAUGUUUGCUUCGGAAGCCAGUUCACGCCGGGGAUCGAACAGGGCUUGGCGUUGGCGAACGCGCUGGAGCGAAGCGGAACUCGAUUCGUUUGGUGUGUUGGGAACGAUUGGGUCGCCGGAGAUCGGAAGUUGGUGCCGGAGGGGUUUGAGGAGAGAGUGAAGGGGAGAGGGAUGGUGGUCCGGGGAUGGGCGCCGCAGGUGGAGAUACUCCGGCACGGCGCGGUGGCGUCGUUCUUGACGCAUUGUGGGUGGAAUUCGGUGCUGGAAGGGAUUGUGGCCGGAGUGAUGCUGAUGGCGUGGCCGAUGGAGGCGGAUCAGUUCUUGAAUGCGAAGGUUUUGGUGGAGGAAUUGGGGGUGGCGGUGAUGGCGUGCGGUGGAGGGCCGGAGAUGGUGCCAGAUGUGGAGGAGUUGGGGAAGAUGAUGGCGGAGUCGGUGGAGAAGAAGGAGGGUCGGUGGAUGGAGAUCAGGAAGAGAGCUUGGGAGAUGGGGAGGAUGGCGGAGGAGGCAGUCGGAGAAAGUGGGAGCUCGUUUAGGGAUGUGGCGGAGCUGGUGGUCCAGCUUAAGGAGCUUGCGUUGCGCCGCACUCUUUGAAGGUGAUGAUAGGGUGCCAAGGUACUGUGUCCUUACAUAUAGGUGAUGAUAGCAGUACUUGGGGUUGAUGUUAUUGGGAUGCGUAUUCAUACAUAUAGGCGACGAUAGCGCAUGCCGGGGAGAACCAUUAGGCCAUGGGACAUACCUAGCCAAGUUAAGUAGAGCUCAAAUAAAUAAAAAGAAAUAAGAGAUGGCGGUAGAGAAAAAAAAUAAAUAAUUUGAUAAUUAAAUUGACAUAAUGAACUGUUUGUUUGUUUUUCUUGAUUUGACAACUGAAGUGACAUGUUCAUUAUUGGUGUAAUUGCUAUGAUUGUUUGUAUAUUAUUAAUUGUGUAUUAUUAUAUGAUUACCUACACAAUAGCAUAAGAAUAAUAUUAACUGAGUCGGCAGCUCACC
This is a messenger RNA of Dioscorea cayenensis subsp. rotundata (Guinea yam), 1929 nucleotides long. RefSeq names its product flavonol 3-O-glucosyltransferase UGT89B1-like. Lineage: Eukaryota; Viridiplantae; Streptophyta; Magnoliopsida; Dioscoreales; Dioscoreaceae. Bases 130 to 1533 code for a protein of 467 amino acids. The record is from RefSeq and is a predicted model, not a curated record. The transcript has 2 exons. Gene Ontology annotation, molecular function: UDP-glycosyltransferase activity.